AUGAGAGAAGAUGGCAAUAGGAAAUUGCAGAGUAGCGCUGUUCCAACAAUUUUCUCUUUCACUAAAGCCAAACCUAAGAGAAAGCCCCCGACACAAAGAGAAGUUCCUGCAAGUAUCACACCUGUUGUUGUGGAUAACGAAGAAGAAAUUGUUGAUCCUACUCCUACAAAAAAGAUGAAAGUGGCACUCCUAGGUAAAUCACACUCUUUCGACUCCUCUGAAAGUCAAGUGUAUGAUGCUGAUAGGGCUAAAAAAAACUCAAGUGAUGAAACAAUUAUGUCAGGAUCUUCUGUGAUAUGGAAUGCGUGCUUAAAAAAUUCUUUGACAUUUGUUCUCAAAAUAUUCAUUUGA
Messenger RNA from Acanthoscelides obtectus, 351 nucleotides. NCBI's taxonomy places the organism in Eukaryota, Metazoa, Arthropoda, Insecta, Coleoptera, Chrysomelidae. The record is from the annotation of a GenBank genome assembly.